This is a messenger RNA of Balaenoptera acutorostrata (minke whale), 606 nucleotides long. Its product is annotated as ubiquitin-conjugating enzyme E2 K-like. The coding region runs from base 1 to 606 and encodes 201 amino acids. Gene Ontology annotation, molecular function: ubiquitin conjugating enzyme activity; protein binding. The transcript has a single exon. Gene Ontology annotation, biological process: proteasome-mediated ubiquitin-dependent protein catabolic process; protein polyubiquitination. Gene Ontology annotation, cellular component: nucleus. The record is from RefSeq and is a predicted model, not a curated record. NCBI's taxonomy places the organism in Eukaryota, Metazoa, Chordata, Mammalia, Artiodactyla, Balaenopteridae.
AUGAAUCAGCUGCGGGCGGAGACAUGGCCAACAUCGCGGUGCAAAAAUCAAAUUAAAGUAGAUCUUGUAGAUGAGAACUUUACAGAAUUAAGAGGAGAAAUAGGACCUCCAGACACACCAUAUGAAGGAGGAAGAUAUCAACUAGAGAUUAAAAUACCAGCAACAUAUCCAUUUAAUCCCCCUAAGGGCCGGUUUAUCACUAAAAUAUGGCAUCCUUAUAUUAGUUCCGUCACAGGGGCUAUUUGUUUGGAUAUCCUGAAAGAUCAAUGGGCAGCAGCAAUGACUCUCCGCACGGUAUUAUUGUCAUUGCAAGCACUACUGGCAGCUGCAGAGCCAGAUGAUCCACAAGAUGCAGUAGUAGCAAAUCAGUACAAACAAAAUCCCGAAAUGUUCAAACAGACAGCUCGACUUCGGGCACAUGUGUAUGCUGGAGCACCAGUUUCUAGUCCAGAAUACACCAAAAAAAUAGAAAACCUGUGUGCUAUGGGCUUUGAUAGGAAUGCAGUAAUAGUGGCCUUGUCUUCAAAAUCUUGGGAUGUAGAGACUGCAACAGAAUUGCUUCUGAGACAUAGAGCUGCUGGUAUAGUCAAGCUUGCUCCUGCUUGA